Molecule: messenger RNA, 3054 nt
Organism: Aspergillus affinis
Lineage: Eukaryota; Fungi; Ascomycota; Eurotiomycetes; Eurotiales; Aspergillaceae
Exons: 6
Coding region: 1-3054 (1017 amino acids)
Biological process (GO): iron-sulfur cluster assembly
Cellular component (GO): L-cysteine desulfurase complex; mitochondrion
Source: RefSeq, a predicted model, not a curated record
AUGUCGGUGCCCACAUUACAGCGAGACACUGCCUUCCAGGUGCGAUCUUUGUUCCGAUCGCUGCUGCGCCAAUCGUCCCAAUUCUCCAGCUUCAACUUUCGCGAGUACGCCCGUCGGAGGACGAAGGACGCUUUCCGGGAGCACCAGAACGAAACGGAGGCUAGGAAGGUCCAGGAGCAGAUUCAGGAUGGUCUGCAGAACUUGCGCAUGAUGAAGAGGCAAACUAUAAUCAGUCAGUUCUACCAGUUUGACAAGCUUGUGGUCGAAGGCCAAAAGACGGGAAAGCAAACCGGCGGAGAAGGUGAUAUUGUCCGUCAGAAGGAUACCGGACCUGGAGAAGUUCCUCUGUUGUUCCGAUCGUCGCGCUCCGGCCGCCAAUUCGGCGAGAAUGCCAACCGUUCGAAGAUCGAUCACGACGUGUUCGAGGGCCUCCCCGUCCGACGAUGGACGCGCCAAUCCCAGACCAUCUCGCAGGUGCCGAAGCUGGAUGACGCCGAUCCCCUUGUGCAAGGUCCCGGUGGAAAAACCUCACUACCCGAACACCCCAUGCCUAGGGACAGUCACCUCUUGACCCCGAUGAGUCGGGCUCUGCUCCGCGCCGCUCGCGCCGGCUGCGUCUACAUCCGACCGGCCAACAAGGAUUCCGAAGACGAGGAGAAGGAAGUCACCGACGUGGAGGAACAGCCGCUGAUUCAGAGUGCCGAGCGCAGCUUUGUCGCUCGCAAGUGGGCGGCAGUCCCGAGGCAUCUGGAGGCGGCGGAGGUCGAGUUCCUCGCUAAGCGACGCGCCGGCUUGCCUUCGCUAUACGGUGCGACGGCCGCGGGCACUGAUUCGACUAGCAAUCCUACCCCGAUGCGCAGGACCCGCUUCAGGAAGGUUGACUCCGCGAGUGGGAAUAUCUCGAUCUACGAAGCCUGGGUCCCUGAAGGACAUCGGAUCGAAGGCGAAGUCACAGACGAUACCCAGUUGGCGGUCGAAAAUACCGAAGUCACGAUUACCCCUGAAGCGCCCGCCCCGGGUACAGUUAUCGAAGGCGUCGGUGUGGUCAAUGCUGAAGGCGUGGUAGUUGCCGAGGCAGGCUCGGUGUCGGUCAUGACUCCGCCGAAGAGACGCCCUCCUCCUCCUAAGCGCAAGGCCAAGGGUUUUGGAAAAGGUAGGAGGAAGAAGGUCAUGUUUGCUCCUGGGGAUGGGGCCGAUGCCGCCACGGUGCACGGGGCCGAAUCCGGUGCUGCGGGCGGUACUGCGCAGCCUGGUCGCAAGGAAGAGGACACAGACGCGUCUCGGGGCGAGCAGGCUGGUCAGGAUGAUGAUGAUGACGACGGUGAUGAGGGUGAUGACAGCGAGGAUGGUGAGGGCGAUGAGUCCAUGCUCGAUGCGAAGACUCCCGAAACCCCACUGCCGCAGACCAGCGCCGAACCUGAGCCCACGCCUGCUCCUGAUUCCGAGCCUCCGGUCGCUGAACAGGUCCCCGCGCCUGUAGCAGCGCCUGCGGAAUCAGAUGCCGCUCCGCAGACGGUUACUGAAGUCCCAGCUGCUACUUCAGCGCCGUCCUCGGAGUUGCCUUCACAGUCCCCAGCCGAGCCUUCACUACCCCAGGCGCCCGAAGCUCACUCACAGUCGCAUCCUGAAUCGGCAACACCUGCUGCGCCUGAAAAGCUCACACACCAGACGGAACCCGCAGAGGAUGUCGAGAUGACCGACGAUCAACCCGAACCCGCUUCAACAGAUAUGAGAACUACAUCGGAACAACCUGCUACGGCACCACCUCAGGAAAAUACCCAGGAGACUUUCCAGACUUCAGAGCCCAUGCAACUUCCCGAGGGCCAAAACACUGAACAGCCUGCCGUCGCUGAAGCAAAGGAGCCCGAAGAUGUAGUCAUGGCCGAUCAGAGUGACUCGGUGGCACAAGAGCCUGAACGGACUGAGCAGCAGACUACGGAGAUCCCGACAGGCCCUACGCAAGCACCACAGCCCGAACGUGCCCAGGAGGAGUUUGUGCCAGAACAGACAGAUGCCCAGCCGAGCGAGAAACAAGUAGACAGUGACAUUGACCUUCUGGGCAGCUUAGAGGCCAGCCUAGGCAACUCCGCCGAUCAAGGUCGAACGGAUGAACCGAGCGAGUCGCAGCCUGAGAAGCAGGUCGAGGAGACCCCUGUCAAAGAUGAGUCUGCUCAACCAGAAACCGCUGAAGUACUCAAAUCAGAGGAACCUUCGGCUGAAAACAAGGACCAAACAACAGCGGUGGCACCUGAGGCACCAACGGCAGAGCCAAUCUCUCAGGAGCAGCCCGAAAACCCCGCUGAAGAAACCGUUCAGCAACCCACCGAGAUCCCGGCUACAGAAUCAUCCUCAGAGCAACUCACAGAGCCGAAUACUCAAGACCCCAAGCCCCAGCCUACCGAGCCAGUCACGGAAAAGAUCGAGGAACAGCUUGAACCUCCGACUGAGGAGCCAUCCAUUGAACAAGCACCGCAACCAGCCGCAGAGCCAGCACCAGCUGAGGCUUCUCCAUCGGCAGAGGCUCUUUCCGCAGAGGAGCAGUCGGCAGAACCGUCAAAAGAAGAACCAACAACCGAAUCGCAACCCGAGCAGCCCUCAGAACAACCAUUACAGCCAGCAGAAGAACGGUCUGGUGUUCAGCCAGAGGAACUACCUCCCCAGUCUGAUGUACCAGCAGACGCUCCACAGGAACCUGCCGCUACCGAAGCCCCCAAGACCUCUUCUCCACCUAUCUCGGCAGCCGUCGAAGAAGCCGUCGAAGAUACCAAGCCUGCUUCCACCGAGGCCAAUGAGCCCGCACCCGCACCCGCACCCGCUGCUGCUGAAGCUACACCCAAGAACCCAACUCCAGAAGCCGUCCCGGAACAGGAGACGCAAAAGGAGGAGGAGCAGGAACAGAAGCAGGAACAGAAGCAGGAACCGAAAUCUGAGCCCGAGGCUGAGGAACCAAAGCCCGAGACCAAGCAAGAAGAGAGCGAGACAACGGCAGCACCGGUCUCCGCUGCUACAGUUCCAGAUCCCUCGGCUCCGUCUGCAAAUGACGAGGCUUCUUAG